AGCAUCACACCAACACCACCAAUGGCCGCCCCAAUCUCAGAGUAUAAAGAUCGAGAAUUCCUCGCAGUGAUAGGCGAUGAAGACUCAGUAACCGGUAUCCUUCUCGCUGGUGUGGGCCACGUCACCGAACCUCCCGACAGUCAAAAGAAUUACCUCGUUGUCGACGCCAAAACCGAAGAUUCGACAAUCGAAUCGGCUUUCAAGGCUUUUACGAAAGAGAGGAAGGAUAUUGCGAUUUUGCUAAUAAACCAACAUAUCGCGGACAGAAUACGAGGACAAGUAGACGGAUUCGCAGAAGCAUUUCCUUCGGUGUUGGAGAUUCCGAGCAAAGAUCACCCGUAUGAUCCUGAGAAGGAUAGUGUUAUGAAGAGGGUUAGGAAGUUGUUUGGAGAGUAGACAGACAUCUCAUGAAACGAGAGGCGAGACAUGGUGUUCAAGGGCAUGGGCGAUACGUUGAGGUGGCUGGGGAGGGAAAUGCGGCGAGGCAGACGAGAUACCAUAUGCAUGUACGAGAUACAAGAAAUAAGGCGAUGAUCGUAUCCUAGGAUUCAUUCACG
Pseudocercospora fijiensis CIRAD86 is the source of this 557-nucleotide messenger RNA. RefSeq lists its product as uncharacterized. The coding region runs from base 22 to 396 and encodes 124 amino acids. The record is from RefSeq and is a predicted model, not a curated record. The transcript is spliced from 4 exons. Gene Ontology annotation, cellular component: fungal-type vacuole membrane; proton-transporting V-type ATPase, V1 domain. Gene Ontology annotation, molecular function: proton-transporting ATPase activity, rotational mechanism. Gene Ontology annotation, biological process: proton transmembrane transport. Lineage: Eukaryota; Fungi; Ascomycota; Dothideomycetes; Mycosphaerellales; Mycosphaerellaceae.